AUCACACAAUCACAUUCUCAAAGCACGAAGAUCAAAGUCUUAUGUGAGCAAAAGAGCUAUAAAUCAAAUUUAAAAUCGAAAAGAAAAUCCUUAAGAGUUUGUGAAGAAGAUCACGUUUUUACAAUCAACUGUGUGUGUCGUGUCUUUCUUCUUCGAUUCGAUCGUCCCCUUCUUCUUCUUCCUACUCUCCAGAAAAAAAAAAAACCUUCAAAAGUCGAAGAACUACAAAACUACCCUUACUCGGUCUACACCCGCUUAUCCGGCCAUCACGAAAUCGAACCGGGUUCUUACGUGGCGAGAUCUGAAUGCUAUUAUAUAGUCAACGUCAAAUAAACGGACGGCUGGUUUCUCUUUAGUUUCCAAAUCGUGCGGCUGAAGGGGUAAAUUAGAGAAUUCACAAAAGCAUCCCCCAGUCUGCGAGCUAGUAGUAGCUUAGCGAUCGAGAAAAAAAAUAAAAAAAGUUGCUGGAGGUUGAAGAAGAUGACUGAUCCAAAGAAGGGGCGUGUACAAUGGGACGAAGCUAAUAUAGUGGAGAUUGAAUCUAACAAACCUGUUAGGCAGAAGAUCACUGAACCUAAGACUCCCUACCACCCCAUGAUUCAUGAUGAUGAUGAUGAUGUUGAUGAUGGUACUUUGUCUCCAAGAGGAGGAAGAUCGUUCAACGAAUGCGUUGAUGAUAUGCAACGUGCGGAAGAACUGAAGAACGCUCUGAAUGGCGAAUCAGCUUCUUCCAGUAGAAAUGAUAGCCAGGGCUCUGGUUCUGGUGGUGGUUGGAGCUCGGCUGAGGAUGAUGAAGCAGAUCCAAUGGAUCAAGAUGGUUUGGAAGGUGAGAAAAACGAGAGGUUCAGUGAACACAGAAGAGUGCAUUACAAUGAGUUCCACAAGGUGAAGGAACUUAGGUCCUUGGGGUCCUUCUAUGAUGAUGAAGAAGAAGAGGACGAGGAUGAUGAUGGCUCGAAAGGAAGUGAAGCAGAGACAACAACCUCACCACACAGUAAAGGCGUUAACAAAGAGGUAGACGCAGCUGGAAAGUCAUCUUCAUCCUCCAAUUGAUGAUAUGAUAUGAUAUGAUACCACUGUGUUCAAUCAAAAUGUGUACUCUUGUCCAGGUCUUAUAGAUCUCUCUCUCUAUCUUUAAACUUUUUUGAAAGGAAGAGGAAACUAUGUUAUGUUGUUACAGCAUUUUAAUGCAAUUGCUUACAAUCA
Messenger RNA from Raphanus sativus (radish), 1206 nucleotides. RefSeq names its product protein phosphatase inhibitor 2. Lineage: Eukaryota; Viridiplantae; Streptophyta; Magnoliopsida; Brassicales; Brassicaceae. Bases 481 to 1053 code for a protein of 190 amino acids. The transcript has 4 exons. Gene Ontology annotation, molecular function: protein phosphatase inhibitor activity. Gene Ontology annotation, biological process: regulation of signal transduction. The record is from RefSeq and is a predicted model, not a curated record.